Molecule: messenger RNA, 3954 nt
Organism: Aphis gossypii (cotton aphid)
Lineage: Eukaryota; Metazoa; Arthropoda; Insecta; Hemiptera; Aphididae
Gene: ALiX
Product: programmed cell death 6-interacting protein
Exons: 16
Coding region: 329-2779 (816 amino acids)
Biological process (GO): mitotic cytokinesis
Cellular component (GO): endosome
Molecular function (GO): protein binding
Source: RefSeq, a predicted model, not a curated record
AUCACCCAAUGCCCUUACGGAAGUUUCGUUCACUUUUCGCAGCCCAAACAGUUAUAAUGAUAUACUCACGCUUCUUGAACUCUUUAUCUUAAUUCUUAGUCAUAAUUAGUCAUCACUCAUCACACGUCUGACGUCCACUGUUAUUAUCGACUACUGUGCUAACAUUGUUAACAACUCUUGGGUAUCUAACUCAGACUUUAUGUUAGAUAGAGAAGAUAAUUUAUUACUUUAUUAGUCCAUCGAUCACCAACCAAGUGUACGUCGUACCUUUGUUUCGCAUCGAAUUUGUUUUAUUAAAUUUGUGAAAUUUUUCAUCACCAUACUCAGUAUGGCGACCACGACGUUGCUGGCUGUGCCCACGAAACGUGCGUCUGAAGUGAACAUCGUGAAACCUUUGCGAAAUCUGAUAUCGUCGCAUUAUAACUCUGCAGACAAUCCUGAAGACUACACAGAAGCUAUCAACGAACUCAGCAAACUCCGCAAUCAAGCGCUUUGGAAAGUGUUGGAUAAAUAUGACAAUUCUCUCGAACUUAUAUACACUUAUUAUGAUCAGAUUACUUCAUUAGAAUCUAAAGUGCCUCCAUCUGAAGUACAGAUUCCUUUUAAGUGGAAAGAUGCAUUCAAUAAAAUGACAUCAUUUUUUGCUAAUGGAAAAGUCAGUAUAACUCUCUGUUCAUUUGCUUAUGAGAGAAUAUGUGUACUAUUUAAUAUAGCAGCUCAACAAAGUGCAAUAGCAGCUGCUCAAAAUUUAGAGACUGACGAUGGCUUAAAAAUGGCUGCUAAAUUUCUCCAACAAAGUGCUGGCAUAUUCAAUACAUUAAAAACAACAGUUAUGAAUGUGAUUCAACAAGAUCCAACUCCAGAUUUAAAUCCAGAUACGUUGGCAAUGUUAUCAUCUCUCAUGUUGGCUCAAGCUCAAGAAGUAUUUAUUGUCAAAGCUAAUAUAGAUAAAAUGAAAGAUCAGACAAUUGCUAAGCUAUGUGCACAAUGUGAAGAAUAUUAUGCAGAAACAGCAAAAAUGAUGGAAAGAGAAACAGUUAUGAUGUCUUUGGAUAAAGAAUGGACAUCAAAUGUUUAUGGAAAACAGGCGAUUUUUCAUGGUUUGGCUCAGUAUUAUCAAGCAAUGGUGUGUAAGAAUAAUAAAACUGUUGGUGAACAAAUAGCUAGACUUAAUGUCGCUAUUUCGUUUCUUAAAGUUGGUCAAGAUCGAUGUGCUCGUUCACUUUACAAUGAGCUUCUGAAUAAAGCUACCCAAGAGUUAAAUGAAGCAAAAAAGGACAAUGACUUUAUUUAUCAUGAACGAAUUCCAGAUGUCAAACACUUAGAACUAAUAUCUAAAGUUGCAAUUGCCAAACCAACUUCUGUGCCAUCAAAGUUUUCAUCUAAAUUCAAAGAUUUAUUCGAAGAUUUAGUACCAAUAUCAGUUCAACAAGCACUUAGCGCAUAUGAUGUUCGUAAAACAGAACUUGUUAAUUCAGAAAUUGGAAAGUUGAGAGAAUCUACACAAAUAUUGAAUGGAUGUUUAGCUUCAUUAAAUUUGCCAGCAGCACUAGAGGAUGUUAAAGGUGUAGGAAUACCACAAUCACUAAUAGAAAAAUCAAACAAUGUACGAAUGAACGGUGGGGUCCAUAGGUUAGAAAACAUGAUCAGAGAAUUACCAGAGCUAUUGAAACGAAAUGAAGAAAUAAUCAAUGAGUCUGAACGGAUGUUAAACGAAGAACAAGCAUCUGAUGAACAACUCCAAACCCAAUUCAAAGAAAAAUGGAACCGUACAAAGUCUAAUGUUCUUACUCAAGUUUUUAGAGUUAACAUAACCAAAUAUCGCGAAAUCAUUAAGAAUGCUAAAGCUGCUGAUAAGAUGAUACAUGAAAAGUUUGAAACACACAAGCGAGCUAUUUAUUUAUUAUCUGAAGGUCAAGAAGCUAUGAAAAACGUAUUGCCUGUUGGAUCAAGUUCUGGCGUUAAUUUUGCCAACUCCACAGCUGCUGAUAAAUUAAAACACUUAAUGGAAGAGGUGGAAGCAUUGAAAAAUGAAAGAGAUGUUAUUGAAACGGAAUUAAAAUGUGCCACAACUGAUAUGAAAUCAAAAUUUUUGAAUGCUUUGUCUGAGGAAGGAUCUAUUCAUGAAGCUAAUUUGUCGACUGAGAGUUUGGAUCAAUCUUAUGGACAUUUAAAAGCUCAAGUUAAUGAUAGUCUAGCUAGACAAGAGAAACUUCUAUCUAAUAUACAAGUGGUGAAUACAGAAUUUUGUAGAGAAAAGAGCAGUGGUGGCCAAAGAGAAGCCCUCUUUAAGGAUUUAGCAUCUGGCUAUGAUGUAUUUAAUGAUUUACAAAAUAAUUUAGUUGAAGGAACCAAGUUUUAUAAUGACCUAACUGAAAUUCUAAUUGCAGCCCAAAAUAAAAUUUCCGAUUUUUGUUUUGCUCGAAAAGCAGAAAAAGAAGAGUUACUUAAAACGUUAACUUCAGAUUUGAGUCGAGAAAAACCCAUUUCCAUUCCAGCUACAUCUGCUAAAACUCAUGAAUUACCAAUUGGUGCUCAGCUCCCUUAUCCUGUCCAACCACAAGGUAUGCCCUUACCAUACACACUUCCAAGAACUGGACCAUCUUACCAACCUUACAUGUGUGCACCACCUAUGCCAACUACAUACAAUCCUUAUGCAACACUUCAUCAUUAUCAGCCACAAGACUAUCAAAAUUAUGCAGCUCAAGGCCAACCACAAUAUCCUCCUCAAUAUCCUCCACAAUACCCACCACAAAAUCAGCAACAACCACCGUGGUAAAAAUAAAUGUAAAUUUGGUAUAUUGGUAUGAAAACACAACUUAUGCAUUAUUGUGAUUGGAUAUAGUUAUCCAGGUUAACUAAUUAUGAAUAGCAUUUAUAUAAAACAGAACAAAGCUAUUAUUAAUUCUGUUUAAAUUUAAAUAUUUUCAUGUAUCAAUAAAAUUAUUGCUAGUAUAUUAUAUUGGCUCCAUCAUAUUGCUUUAACAUCAUUUUUAGAUUUAGUAUAUUAUUUUAUUCAUUUAUUAUUUAUUUAAUACUUUUGUUUAUCUGUUUCACAAUUAAAUUAUAAUGUUUAUUAUUUUUUAAUGUUAAUUAAGAAAUGUUAUCAUUGUUUCUUUAAUAAUUUAUUGAUUACAUUUAAAAACUUUUAAUUUGCAUAAAGUACAAUAAAAUUGAAUUAUGAUGAUAUAGUUCUUACAUUGUAUUCACUUCAAGAAUGUUAUAGGUGUAGAACUACGUAUAAUAAAUGUUAUCAAGUAUAAGUCUGACCUUUCAGGUUAACAAUUUAAUAACUAGAUUGGUUUGUAUAAGUUGAUACACAAAAGAUACAACAAUGAAUUUAAGACUGGAAGCUACUAAAAAUUUUUGAAAAGUUUCUAAUAAAUUUUAUUUUAUUAUAUUUUUAAUUUUCACUAAACUUUAGAAUAAAUUAUUAAUCAUUAAUUAUCAAAUCAAAUGUAAUAUUAUUAUUAGGUUUAUGUAUAUUCUAUUUUUUGUCAUGUUCUCUAUACCUACAACUCAUGUCUAUUCAAUUAAACAAAAAAAAAAAUUAAUUUAAUUUGUAUUAAUAAAUUAUUAAUAUUCAUUAUGAUUAUAAUUAACAGUUAGUUAUUAAAAUGUUUUUAGAUUGUUAAAUCAAAGUUAAAAAAAAGAGUAAAAAAUAUUAUUAAAUAUCGAUUUUUAAGAUUUCGAAAAAUUAAAUGACAGUAAUCACUUUAAUAUUAAAAAUGUAUAUUGUAUUAUUAAUUAUUUUGGAAAAUUUGAUUUAAGGAGAUUCUAUCAUUUAUUAUCACCCUUAUUUUUUUCUUGCUGGUGAAACAUUGUUCAAAAUUUUGUAUGGCAACCCUAGUAGGUAGGUAAAUUUAUCUGAAUAAGAUGCAAAACACAUUAUCAAAAUCUAAUAUAAACAUAUGCAUGUAAAAAAUACAUUAUCAAUAUAAAUUAUUAUCCAUA